CCAUGAUUACUGUGGCCAUUUUUGAAGAAUUGGUAGAAAAACCAAAGCAGUGUGGGGCUCUCUCUGUCCCUUUCAAUGUUACAAAAGGAGCCCAGCUUUUCAAUUCCUACUGCUACAAAAGUAAUUUGUGAAGCAGGGGAUGCUUAUUGCUAUUGGUUUCAAACCCAAAAGUCCUCCAGCCUUCUUCACUUGCUGACAAGAAACACUUGUGACUGCCACUUACUGCUGCUGCUUUCACUGUCUGUCUUUCUCACGAAGAAUCUCCCUUCUCACUUCUUUCUCAUCUUCUUAUCUUCACAAAAAUUACACUUGUACUGCUCUUGAGUCUCACAUGCACUAUCCUGAGCCAAAAAAAAAAAAAAAAAAAGAAGAAGAAGAAGAAGAAGAAAAGACUGAAUCUUUUUUUCUUUUCUUUCUAUAUAUCAAUCAUAAAAUUCCAAAUUUGUAAUAUUCAUUCAUUCCUUCCAUUACUUCUUGGCCACAUUCUGCCUUACCCAUUUCCAGACUCCUUUUGGAUUCCACACAUUGGCGCCACUAAAUAGGCCGAGUUACCCAGAAAAUGGGUGCCACUGGGUUGAAGUUGUAGGCUUUGAGACUUCAAUUUUGGGGGUCCUUUCCUCACCUGAAAUGAGUUUGCUCAAGCUUUCCUGGGCGAUUUGGUUGCUCUCGAUUUUGGGGUGUAGAGCUCUUCUCUGUUGUCAUGCUGCUGAUUUGUCUCUCAAGUUAUUGAAGGCUCCACGUCAGUUUUCUCACUUGAGUAGAGCUACAUUUGAGUUGCAAGCCUUUUUGGGUGAGGAUGAGAGUGCUGCUUGUGUUAACUGUACUUUCAGUUGCAGGCUAGAUGGUGGCAAACCAACAGAUUGUGGAUCCAGGAAGGUUUACUAUGCAGGGCUGGAGGAUGGCAAUCAUGGGUUUGAAGUCUGUAGCAGUGAUGGAAGCUCUUCAGUUGUCUGUGCUGACUACAACUGGACUGUUGACACUAUCCCUCCAAGUGCUUCCAUUGCCACUUCAUCAUCUUUCACAAAUUCCUUAAACGUGUCUGUAAAUAUUACUUUCACUGAGCCCUGCACCGGAGGAGCAGGUUUUCGAUGUGCAUCAGUGGACUCUUGCGAUCUACUAGUCUAUGGUGCUGGCCAAGUGAUCCCAUCUUCCUUUGCUGUUCUUGAACCAAACCUCAAGUAUUCUCUAAUGGUGACCUUAUCGCGUAGUGUUGUAUAUGGUCGAGUUGUCUUGGUAAUGAACAAGAACUUCUGUUCCGAUAAUGCUGGAAACAUGUUUACCAGAACACAGAAUUCUAGUUACUUUCUCCAUUUUGAUUGGAGGAGUGUGUUCGUUGAUAUGAGGACUCGAAUUCCUGAAAGGUUACUUCAACACCAAGGCGAAACUAGGACCGUUCAAGCAACUAACAACUAUGAUAACCUCAAGUUGUAUCUCUACUUCUCCGAGCCUAUCCUCAAUUCAUCAACUGAAGUUCUGAAUUCUCUUAAUGCAAGUGGAGGCUCACUCCGUCCAUUAGGUGGAGAAAGCCUUGGCAACCGUAGAUUUGGUUUCGAGGUUGUAAAUGUUUCUGCCAUUUCUAUUGUUACAGUUGCAAUGCAUUCGGACUCGAUUAUAAGCAGACCAGGGACUCCCGUCUCUCCUAUUGCACCAGCCACCUUCCUUUAUGAUUCUGAGAAGCCUGCGGUGAGGCUAAGCACAACAUCCAACACAAGGACGAGGGAGCACAACCUUCUGGUGUCUAUAAAAUUCAUGAAACCGGUAUUUGGUUUCAACUCUUCCCUUCUGUCAAUCUCUGGAGGGCAUUUGCAGAGCUUCCAUGAAUUAAGUAGGAGCAGCUACAUUACAGAGGUACAAGCUGAUGGUGACACAGUAUCAGUUAGUGUUCCUGGCAACAUCACUUCUGAUAUUGCUGGAAACAAGAAUCUCCCAUCCAAUGUUCUACAAGUGAGACACUAUUCCGUACCUAGAAUCUCGUGCAUAGUAUCCACAUUUGCAGCUGCUUGCUUCAUUGCUACAUGUCUAGUUGCUGGACUGCUUACUCUGUCAACAGCAAGCCUUCAGGCCAUUGGAGCAUUUUCAAGGCCAUCACCCCUCCUGACAUCCGAGCCAACACGGAGUCUUUUCAGAAUUGCAUGCUACGUUCAGAUCUUCGCACUAUCUAGGUGGUUGGCUGUCACUCUCCCAGUCGAAUAUUAUGAAGUCUCGAGAGGCUUACAGUGGAGUAUUCCAUACUUCACACUCCCUUGGGAAACCAGGGGUAUUCACUCAGCAACUCUACUCCCAAAUUCAUCUGCUGUAGUUCCGCAUUCUUCUACCAUUUCUAGAUUCCACAACCCAGAAAUUCCCAAGCAAAUGCAUAAGGGAAAGGAAAGAUUGAGCAUGGCUGCUUCGGUAUAUGGCUUGCCUCUUACUCCAAUUGAGUACAAAUUCUUCUUCGAGAGCCAAGACAUGAAGCCAGAAGCAGAUUAUAUCAUGGAAACACAGCGUUCCAAUGGGUGGAAAGAUUUUCACAGAACCAUGUUCUGGUUAGCAGUAAUCUGUGGUGGUCUAAUACUGCUGCAUGCCAUAGCUAUCCUGAUCCUCAAGUACAAGAAGAGAGAAGAAGAAUCUCAAAAGCCCAGCAGCAAUGGAGCAUUGGUAUUUCCAAGAUUCGAAAUAUUUCUUCUCAUUCUCUUAUUGCCUGGCAUCUGUAAGGCAUCUGCAGUGUUGGUGAAAGGUAAAACAGUCUCAGGCACUAUAGUCGGAAGUCUGCUGCUUUCAGCAGUUGGCAUGUCGCUUCUAGCCUUGCUAUUAUUCCUCUCAAUUGGGAUCACUUUAGGGAAGUUACUCCAGUACAAGGAAGUCCAUCAAGUAGGGCAGAUCUUCCACUGGUAUCAGGAGCUGGUUCGUGUCACAUUAGGCCCAGGGAAGAGAGGCCAAUGGACAUGGAAAGAUCAACCCAUCAACUCAGCCCAGCUGACGAAGCUCGGCCCAUUGUUCGAAGAUCUCAGAGGCCCGCCAAAGUACAUGCUUUCCCAGAUAGGAGUUGCCAGCAACAAGUACAGGGACAGAAUCAUUGCAUCAGAUGACGAGACAGAAGAUGCAGAAGCUCCCUUCAUUCAGAAACUCUUUGGAAUCCUCAGGAUUUACUACACAUUGCUCGAAUCCAUCAAAAGAGUCACCCUAGGGUUCGUCGCUGGUUCAUAUGCCAAUACCUGGUCUUCCAAAACUCCGAGCACUGUCUUACUAUCCAUCACUGCUUUCCAGCUCUUCUUUGUGGUUCUGAAGAAGCCAUUCAUCAAGAAGAAAGUGCAGCUAGUCGAGAUCAUCUCCCUUUCCUGCCAAGUCCUGAAUUUCGCCACGUGUUUGAUUCUGUCCAAGAUGGAACCUUUGUCGACGAGAAACGAAACCCGAGUGGGGAUCUUCAUGGUUGUGGUGUUCUUGACAGGUUUCUUGGCUCAUACGGCAAAUGAAUGGUAUGCACUGUACAGACAGACGAAAAAUCUGGACCCUGCAUUGAAGUCGUUCUCCACAGGGUUGAAGAUGGCAGCAGUUGGGUUGCUGGCUUUCUUGGGCACCAAGAAGAUGUGCACUAGCUUGCUCUCCAAGCUACCGAAGAAAGACAGAGAGACAGGCGGAGGGGAAAUGGCUGGUUCGUCUUCUGCUGAAAGGAACAAGAAUUCGGGAAGCUCGGGGACUCCAAUGGUGGACAAACCGUGGAUGAGACAGCUGAGAGAAAUGGCAAAGGCGAGUUUUACGAGAGAAGGAAGCAGCACAGGUGGAAGAGGUGCAAGCGUUCCGACGGAUCCUUCCAGCAGUAGGACCAAGUGGAGUGGGUUUUGGGGCAGCAAGAAGAGCGAGAGCUCGUCUCAGCAAUCCUCUGCUGAUUUCAAAUCCAGACCAAACCGCUUGUACAAAGAUUUAGAAGCCAUCUUUGCAGCAAAAUGAUGAACGUUCCUGUCUUUCUUUCUUGAUAAACAAGAGCGUGAAAGUUCAACAGGGAAUGCAGACAAUCAAUUCCUCAGAUCAGUCUUUCUUCAAUUUGAAACUUAACUCUUACUUACGACUGUAAAUCAUUCUUUUACGCAAUUCAUUGAUGGUUCAUGCAAAGUAAAAAAAGUUGCAAAUUGGCUGGCAACUUUCGAAGUGUGAUGGCGCCAUGUAACAAAUUCUGGAAAGAAACCAAUUGCAGCAAG
Molecule: messenger RNA, 4175 nt
Organism: Linum trigynum
Lineage: Eukaryota; Viridiplantae; Streptophyta; Magnoliopsida; Malpighiales; Linaceae
Source: the annotation of a GenBank genome assembly